GGCGGGCGGGCUGUGAGGCGGUCUCUCUCUGCCCGCAGCGGCGACAUCGCCCGCCUAGAGGCGGGAGUGCCUGGCACGGAGCUGCCAGUUGUUGCAGCCGUGUGGCUUCGUAGGUGCCUGCCCGCUUUAAGUGCGUGUCCCGCUUCUCGAGAAAGACUUCGCGGGCUUUUCCUGAUCGUUGCUAAAGAGGGAUGGAGCCCGCCGCCGUACUCCUGUUCGACUCCUUUGAACCUGAGAAAACCCAUCCAAGAAGGGAGCUGCCAGAAGAGGGAUUUGUGAGAGCUGGCUUUUAAGAUGGUCCAAGCGUAAAGAUUUCAAAGCAAUGACUACAAGGAGUGUUAUGUAACUUAAAUUUUUUCUAUGAAAACUGAAAAUGGCUUCAAGAGGAACAACAGAGACCAGUAAACUGAAACAAAACUUGGAAGAGCAGUUGGACAGGUUAAUGCAGCAGCUCCAAGAUCUGGAGGAAUGCAGAGAGGAACUAGAUGCAGAUGAGUAUGAGGAGACCAAGAAAGAAACUCUAGAACAGCUGAGUGAGAUCAAUGACUCACUGAAGAAGAUUAUGUCUGGAGAUAUGACUUUGGUGGAUGAGCUCAGCGGCAUGCAACUGGCAAUACAGGCAGCCAUCAGCCAAGCAUUUAAAACUCCAGAAGUAAUUAGAAUGUUUGCAAAGAAACAACCAAGGCAAUUGAGGACAAGGUUGGCAGAGAUGGACCGAGACUUAAUGGUCGGGAAGUUGGGACGAGACCUGUACACACAACAGAAAGUUGAAAUCCUGACUGCCCUCAGAAAGCUCGGUGAGAAGCUGACACCAGAUGAUGAGACCUUCUUGUCAGCAAAUGCAGGUGCAGCCCUGAGCCAGUUUGAGAAAGUCUCCACUGACCUUGGAUCAGGAGACAAAGUCUUCGCUCUAGCAAACCUUGAAGUAGAAAAGGCAAAGCAAUGAAGAGGUGCGUGAGGCUGAGUCUCUCCCGUUGUCAGCAGAAUUGGACUUCGGUCAUGUUGUAAUUGUUUUUUUCUAUUUUUAAGAUCUUGCAAAAAACUAACAACCCAUCAACAAACCCUAAGCCUCUUGGGUUCUUAACCAGAAGAUACGAAGUAAACAGCCUUAAAGUGCACUUGGGAACACUGGUGUCUGCGUACUCCUCAGUAACAUAAGUUCUGAGGUUAAACACUAAGUGGUACUCUGAAAACAAAACCUUCUUAUGACUGUCUUUGAAAAGAAUCAGCUAUUUUCAACUUUUCUGAAUGUGUAUUUCUCUAACUAUUAAAACAUAAUCUUUUUGCAUAUUGUUGUAGCAAGCGAUCUUUUUCAGGAACAGUCCUAAAGAAUAAGUUAUUUUGGGGUGAUUAUUUAAAUUGCUCUCAAACUGUCUUAAAUUUUGUUCAGGCUCCCUACUAAGUAUUUUACACUAGGAAUUUGCAUAUGUUAAAAAUUGACAUAGUUUAUUUGAAAUGCCAUCUUUCUACAGACUGUUUGCAGAAGAACCAAAAUGAGACUGUGUGCUGAUCGUUGGCCCUUGUCUACUUGUUUGCUGUGCACAUGAAUGAGUGCCGUUGUGUCCCAGCCGUGAUUGACAAACAAUGGAAGCCCUGUAGGGAGACUUUCCCUACAGGGGAAAGUAAUUCCUUGGAGUAAUUUAACCUUGUGUAUUGAAAUGACAGGGCAUUGCUAGGAAAUGGCAAUGAGAAAGCCCUUUCUGUUGACCUCUUACUUGAGCUCUGGGUGUAGAACUGCAUGCUACCAUUAUUUCCCAGGAUUUCUGAGAUAGCACGGUAUAGCCUUAAAGUAGCAACAAGUUUGGAAAAAAAAAAAAAAGGGGAGAAAGCUCUCAUUACAUAA
Messenger RNA from Numida meleagris (helmeted guineafowl), 1843 nucleotides. RefSeq names its product leucine zipper and CTNNBIP1 domain containing (gene LZIC). Gene Ontology annotation, cellular component: nucleus; beta-catenin destruction complex; cytosol. The record is from RefSeq and is a predicted model, not a curated record. The transcript has 8 exons. The coding region runs from base 374 to 946 and encodes 190 amino acids. Gene Ontology annotation, biological process: negative regulation of Wnt signaling pathway. NCBI's taxonomy places the organism in Eukaryota, Metazoa, Chordata, Aves, Galliformes, Numididae. Gene Ontology annotation, molecular function: beta-catenin binding.